Molecule: messenger RNA, 1169 nt
Organism: Anarrhichthys ocellatus (wolf-eel)
Lineage: Eukaryota; Metazoa; Chordata; Actinopteri; Perciformes; Anarhichadidae
Product: peptidyl-prolyl cis-trans isomerase FKBP1A-like
Exons: 4
Coding region: 71-397 (108 amino acids)
Biological process (GO): protein peptidyl-prolyl isomerization
Cellular component (GO): cytoplasm
Molecular function (GO): peptidyl-prolyl cis-trans isomerase activity
Source: RefSeq, a predicted model, not a curated record
GUCGGCCGUGACGACGUUAUUUUCUCUACGCUUGAGAGAGAGAGACAGGGAAGACUACACGGAAAGAACAAUGGGCGUAGAUGUCGAAACCAUUAGACCAGGACACGGAGGGACUAACCCGCAGAGGGGACAGACGGUUUCCGUGCACUACGUUGGCACGCUGACAAAUGGAAAGAAGUUUGACUCCUCCAGGGACCGAGGAGAUCCCUUCAAAUUCAAAAUUGGAAAUGGUGAAGUCAUUCGUGCUUGGGAUGAGGGUGUAGCUCAGAUGACCGUUGGCCAGUUGGCCAGGUUGACCUGCUCGCCGGACUAUGCGUAUGGUGCUCAAGGAUUCCAUCCCGUCAUUCCAGAAAACGCCACUCUCAUCUUUGAAGUGGAGCUGCUGGGUUUUUCUUAAAAGUUGAAGGUUGCUCUUCACAAUUUCUCAUGCCAUCAUCAUCUCUGACACAAAUAGCCAUUUAUUUAAAGGUGCCGUCGGUAGCAUUUAUAAACAUGAAUAAAUUGUUGUAGAAAGAAUUCUCAUACCGUGGGAUGAUUGAGACAAAUUUGAUACAUGCCCGGCGCUAAUGUUAGUGCUGAGAUGACACCGGGAUCAAAAAAACGUAAGGGAACAGUACAACUUGUUUCGUCCAGGAUUCAUGUGGCCUCCAUUUCUACAUUAGUCUGAUGAAUCAUGGAAUUAUUAGACAUCCAACAGAAUGACCACCGAAUCUGAACAUUUAACACUAAAUUUGCACAGAAUGAAUCUAAUUUGUUCAUACCUUUUUAUUCCAAUGUCCCAAAAAUAGUGCGGAAAUGAUUAUGAAACACCUUUUUAAUGAAGUCUAUUUGUUCUUUCUUGCAUUAUGUAUUUCUCUAACAGAUGCAUUGAGUUGAUGACCUGGGACUUUGACACAAUGUAAAGAAUGUCUUACAGACAAUAACGGCUUAUGAUUUCAUUUUCAUCCCUCCAUUUAUUGCCUUUCAUCCUAUCAGAUUCUGAAUCCUGACUCUUCAACUUUAUUCUUGUCUUUUUGUCAUAACAAGUUAAAGGCCUCAAGUGUCCUUGUGUUAUGUCAUGCUUGACAAUUUCUUUGGUAAUGUUUUACUUCUUUAUUGUGUCAUCCAUUGAUAAAGGGUAUUUUCCGUGGGUUCUGCAUUCUUGCAUUAAAAUCAUCAAGUAUACAAUA